Molecule: messenger RNA, 2229 nt
Organism: Symbiodinium sp. CCMP2592
Lineage: Eukaryota; Dinophyceae; Suessiales; Symbiodiniaceae
Source: the annotation of a GenBank genome assembly
AUGCUUGGCAGCAUGGUUACGCCGGCGGUCCAAGGCGAUCUCGGGCAGACCGCGGCGACACCUCCGCACGAUGCCUCAGACUCAGAGGAGGAGGACGACUCUUUCGUUCUCCAGAGAACUAGCACGGUGAAAGACGGACGGUCUGCACCUGCAUCGGGCGAAGCGGACGAAGCGGCCGAUGACAGUGCGGUCGCCUACGACUUCUUCCUCUCUAGGAAAACCGAUGAGGCCCUUCGAGCCAAUCCCGGCUUUCGAGUAAAGAACACCUUCAUCCAUGUGGAUGAGGAGGUCGGCACCGGGAUGGGACGGACGGAGUCCGAUCAGUUCGCGGCCACGCGAACGCAGUCUGACCCCUCAGGCAGCAACGUGCGUUUGCCACGUUGGCCUUCGAGGCUAGCGCCCCGAGUUCCGGCCGUGCCGGAAGAUUCUUCCGAGGCACCGGCCGAGUCAGAUUCGGACGAGUCUGGCGAAAAACGACCAAAGGAGCUGGAGAGGUUCGAGACCUGGGACCAUUUUGCUGCCCAAGCUCACGGCUACGCAGGGUCCCUGCCCAUGCCGGGCACAGAUGUUCCUCCUAUGAUGCCAAUGAUCCCAGUUGGGGUGCCUCAGGAGGGCUACCAGAUGCCCGCUGCCUUUGGCUGGCCCGACGCCUCUGGCCAGAUGACGCUGGCACCUUCAACCGGCCCGGCUUUCGGCCUCGUGCACAGCUUCCACAAGGAGGUCCGGGGUUUCGGCCUUGCCAGCCCUGAUCUCCGGCAAUUUACGAAGGGUCAGGAUUACGAGGGCAGAUUGUCCGUGAUCUCCGGGUCUGAGGUGCAGAGAGGCGGUGUUCAGAAAUACUUGAUGCAGUUCUCAGACGGGGAGCUCACGAAAGCAGAUGGUGUCGGAUUCGUGUUUGCAUCACGCGUGCCGUGUGCAAAGAAUAUUCAAAAGAUCGUGUCAGUCUUCGUGAAUCAGCGCGGGCGAAUCUGCAUGCGUGUCUUCGGCGACAUUCUGAAAGCGAAGAAGCACGUGCGGGCGCUGCAGGUGGGUGACUGGAUCGAAAUGGCAAUCGACCUGGAGAACAGCAUCGCCACUUUCAAGGUGUGGUCGUACGAGACAGUCGCUUCUGGGUACAUGCCCAUGGAGCCAGACUCCACUGCCGAGUUCCACUACGGGAAGAGGCUCGCACAAGCAAAUCAGCUUUCUGCAAAGCCGGUGAAGCUGAACGUUGGUCACUUCGCCUGCGUGAUUCAAAAUGUCGGAGUUACGGAGACGCGGCAGCAAAGCGGGAGGGAAGGUGACGAGGGCGGAGCUUAUGAAGUCAAAGCCUGCGCAUACUUUAAGGAACCGUUGCAAGUCACCUUGUUGGACCAAGGAUCGGUGGGCGGAUGCCCCUCCGCAAAAAUGACAGUGACCAAGCCUGCAUACCCCGACAUCAAAAAUACUCGGAGGCUCAUGGGCGGUCGUAAGUAUGGAUUAGAGUUUGACUUCAAGGAGCCCGCACAGCCGCUGAACGGCCUGGAGGCACCUCGUUCCCGUCGCGCGGUGGAUGUCGUGAAGUACCUGUGGGAGGAAGCGCAGUGGGACCAGGCAGAGAUUGAAGAUGAGAUCAAGAAGCUGAAAGAAGCUAAGAAGGCCGCGGUCAAGUCCAAAGCUCGACGAAGGAAGCAGCCUGCGCCCAUCUUGGAGCGUAAAGCGCUCGACUACAUGCCUGUGGAUGCCGGCAUGCGCAAAGACUUGGAAGCGCGCCGCGCACGGCGGGAAGCCACGCGCGCAGCCCGCGAGGAGCGUCGUGCAAGGAGACAAGAAGCCAGAGAGACGAAGGAGAGGCUGGGGAAAGAAGAGGUUUCCCUCAAGGACGUACUUGGUGGAGACUUCUUCGGAGCUGACGGCGUUGCGCCCGACUUGGUUACGGGAGGAAGCAAGAUCGAAAUCAGUGCAAUCGGCUUCCGAGCAGAUUUGCUCAGUUUCGUGCUCUCUUGCAUGUUUGCCCCGGAUGAUCUGCAGGACCUGUCGCGCGAGCAGGAGGCGUUCGUCGGCUUUGAGGAAGUGAAGAGGUAUCAGAAAGAGACCAAGGACAGCACGCCUGACAAUCUGAGGUUUUUCUUGGAUGAGGUCACCGAUGGUGACAAGGCCUGCACAGUUCUGUGGCACGUGGAGUUCAACUCGCGCAUGUCUCCGCGUGGCGUCAGCUACUACGAGCUGAACGAGGAGGGCAAGGUGCAACGAUUGCAGAAGUCAUUUUAG